Ornithorhynchus anatinus (platypus) is the source of this 3656-nucleotide messenger RNA. It is a transcript of the gene HLCS, whose product is annotated as holocarboxylase synthetase. The record is from RefSeq and is a predicted model, not a curated record. Lineage: Eukaryota; Metazoa; Chordata; Mammalia; Monotremata; Ornithorhynchidae. Bases 16 to 2613 code for a protein of 865 amino acids. Gene Ontology annotation, biological process: protein modification process. The transcript has 11 exons. Gene Ontology annotation, cellular component: cytoplasm. Gene Ontology annotation, molecular function: biotin--[biotin carboxyl-carrier protein] ligase activity.
GGGGGUGCAAGGACCAUGCUCAUCACGCUGUGCUACUUGUACCUGUGGGCGCGUUGGGGCCGCAGCCCCGCCGGCCUCGUGCGCUCCGCCGUGCGCCGUCUGCACCGCUCCCCCUGCUCCUUCACCUUCUGCCGGGGGCCCGGGGACCCCACACCCACCCUGACCCCGACCCCGACCCCCACCCCGGGCCCCCGCGACGACGGCGUCUGCCUGCGGGUCGGCGCUCGGCUCUUCUUCACCGGCUGCAGCCAGUCGAUUGAUGACUUGAACACGUGGGUCCUGCUACUGGUUUCUCCCUUUGUGUACCGGGGCGACAUCCUGGGCGCGGAACGCAUCGCCUUCGUGGCCGAGAGCGUGGCGACUCACGCCGAGAGUUUGCAGGCAGCAACCGCCUCGUCCGAAAAGAUCGUUAGGCUUUCAGACUGUUGCUUACCUUUGGCCUGCCGGCCCGGGGAACCGUACCAGUUAAUGGCCGAAGCCAGCGUGGACGACUUCAGCAAGCUGGGGAUAGCGUUCAUGGAAGGCAGACUCCGAAUGGACGAUGGAAUGGUCCCGCAGAAGAUCGUCUCCGUGCACCUGCAGGCAUCCGUGCUGAAGGAGCUGCAGCAGCUGGUGGCCCCCACGGCAGCGGAGCGGCCGGUGGGGAGGCCCGCCCCCGAGGGCCCUCCGGAGCCGCGGGGAGGCCGCGCUUCCCCCAGAGAGGCCGCCGGUCCCGCCCACCCCCACCGCCACCUCCAUCCCCUCCACCUGUCCAGCUGCCACGAGUGCCUUGAGCUGGAAAACAGCACCAUCGAGUCGGUCAAGUUCGCGUCCGCCGAGGACAUCCCCGACCUCCCCUACGACGGCUGCGGCGACGGCGGACCCGCGGCCGGCGACUCCGGCCUGCCCGCCGGACGGGGACGGAAAGCCGGCGCCUCCGAAAAGGUCCCCAACGUGCUGGUGUACGUGGGCGCCGAUCCCGCCCGGUUCCAGCCGCUCCGGGCCGUCCUGGCCGACUGCCUGGCCGCGGACAGCUACACCGUGUACCCGCUGCGGGAGGAGGACGUGCUGGGGGCCCCGUGGCUGGACUGCGCCGCGCUCCUGGUGCUCGCCGCUGCGGGGCCGCUGCCCGAGGCGGUCCGCCAGCGGGUCCUGGCCUACCUGGACCGGGGCGGGAAGGUGCUGGGCCUGGCCUCCUCCUUCGUGUGCGGUGGCCUCCGCCUCCGGAGAUGGGACGCCCCGGGCCCGGCCGUGCGGGACCUGGUGUUCUCCGUGGGGGCCGGCCGCAGAGGGCACCGUCUGCACGUCCUGACCAGCGGCUGGACGUUCGAGGGGGAGCCGGCCGCCGGCCCGGGAAGGCUGCGGGGUCACCCGGCCGAGGCGGAAGGAGAGGGGCUCGUCGUCCACCUGCCCCACGGGGAGGCUGGCGGGGAAGCCGUCCUGUGCCAGGUUCACUUGGAAGCGUCUCCGGGCUCGGUGGCCACCCAGUCCCCGGAUGACUUCAACCUGCUGAAAACCAGCAACAGCGAGAGGUUUGAGGUGCUGAAGGAGAUCCUGACUGCACUCGGCCUGAACUGUGACCCCCAGCCGGCCCCUCCCUUGACCCCCCUGUACCUGCUGACGCCCCAACCGGAAACUGGAGGGGUAUUCAGGCAGUGGCUGGAAAAGCACGUGGAUGCCCAGGGGAUGAUCCCUUCUCACCAGGUCACCCUCCAGUUCGUUCCCUCCUACGAGCCGGAGAUGGAAGUGACCCCGGCCCGCAUCCCUGUCGUCACAGAGACCGAGGGCUUCGCCUCCGAGUAUUUCAGCAUGGACACCUAUCGGGAGAACCUGCGGACUAAGACGCUGGGGAAGGUGGUGCUGUUCGCCGAAGUGACUACCUCCACCAUGAGCCUCCUGGACGGAUUGAUGCUCGAGACACCGGCGGAGAUGGGGCUCGUCGCCAUCGCGGGCCGCCAGACGCAGGGCCGAGGCCGCGGUGGGAACGCUUGGCUGAGCCCGGUGGGCUGUGCCCUGUCCACGGCCCUCCUCUCCGUGCCUCUGGCAUCCCACCUGGGGCAGCGAAUCCCCUUUGUCCAGCAUCUGGUGUCCCUGGCCGUGGUGGAGGCGGUGCGGACAAUCCCUGGCUACCAGGACAUCGACUUACGGGUGAAGUGGCCCAAUGAUAUUUACUACGGUGACCUCCUGAAGCUGGGCGGGGUACUGGUCAAUUCCAUACUUCUGGGGACCACUUUUUAUAUUCUGGCCGGGUUUGGAGUGAACGUGAGCAACAGCAACCCCACCGUCUGCAUCAACGACCUCAUCGAGGAGCACAACAGGAAGCACGCGGGCGGACUCCCGCCCCUGCACGCCGACGCGCUCAUCGCCCGGACCCUGACCGCGCUCGAGGGGCUGCUGGACGCAUUCCAGGCCCGAGGCCCUGACGGCGUCUUGCCCCUGUACUACAAAUACUGGCUGCACAGCGGCCAACAGAUCCGCCUGGGCGGCGACUCCGGGCCCCUGGCCUGGGUGGUGGGGCUCGACGACUCGGGGUUCCUGCAGGUCCACCGCGAGGGCCAGGGCAUCGACACUGUGCAUCCCGACGGCAAUUCCUUCGACAUGUUGCACAAUCUCAUCCUCCCCAAACGGCCGUAGGCCCGCCCGCGGCGGGGCCGGGGACCGGGGGCCCGGGCCGGGAAGUCCUUCCGGCGCAGACUCCGGAACCUGCCGGAGUUUGGGUUUCCCUCUCUCUCCCGUGGCUCUUGUGGUGGCUUGUCUUUGGAGCGUCGGGCCUGUUUUUCUCGAGCGAGAUGGGGAGUGGCGUCCCGAGGGAAGGGCUCCGUCCUGGGAGCGACCGCGGCCUUUCCCAGCGGGAUCCCGCCCCGCUCUGUCGCGCGGAGAGGGCCGGCGGUCGAACCGUACCGUUUCCCCUCACCGUGGGUGUCGCCAAUACAUGGACAAAGUGACCCUGGUGCCCCGCGGGCACGUGUGACCAGCCAUGUGUGGCUGGGAGGGCGGGGUCUCGUCCGAGUGUGCGAGAGUGUGUGUGUGUGUGUGUGUGUGUGUGUGUGUGUGUGUAGGUAGCAGGGGGUGGUGGUGUUAAAGGGAAUUCUGCCCGUACACAUGGGGGUUGGUGAUAGGAGUGUGGGCAGCAGGGGGUGGCGGUGGUGGCCAGAAUUCUGUCCAUGCACACAGGGUGGCAGGUGGGUACGUGGGUGGCAGGGGUGCAGGGAUUCUGUCCAUGAGGUUAAGGGUGGCGGAUGGGCGCGUGGGCAUCAGGGGAUGGCAGUGGUGGAGGGGAUUCUUCCCGUGUACCCGAGGCGCGGGGGCGGUGGCGGUGGCUGCCGUGGGGCUGGGGCCGGGGGUUCCGGGGGCAGGGAGACCUAAUGAGAAGCAGGUUGGGUUUUGGUCGGUGACUUAGCGCCGUCCCAGACGCUCUGCGUCGGGGGAGACGUGAUCAUUUCAUUUCCUCUCUGCAAAUGAAAACUAAUGAAGUGCGGGGCCCGGCGAGGCUACUGCCCCGUGGCCGCCCGGAACCGGCGCUCGAGCUCCCUGCUUCCGGCUUGCCGGAGAGCUUUUCCUAAUGACGACGAUGGCGAUUCUGGUAUUGGUUAAGCGUUUACUAGCUGCCUAACACUGUACUAGCACUGGUAGACGAAAGAGCAUCAUGUGGCCCCCGGAGCUUGCGGGCUAUGUAA